Drosophila hydei is the source of this 383-nucleotide messenger RNA. RefSeq names its product signal peptidase complex subunit 1 (gene Spase12). The transcript has 3 exons. Gene Ontology annotation, biological process: protein targeting to ER. The record is from RefSeq and is a predicted model, not a curated record. Bases 75 to 368 code for a protein of 97 amino acids. Gene Ontology annotation, cellular component: endoplasmic reticulum membrane; signal peptidase complex. Lineage: Eukaryota; Metazoa; Arthropoda; Insecta; Diptera; Drosophilidae.
UCGAUUUUACUGCUGACGUGCCGCAACCGAAUUUGUUUACGUACAGAAAGUGCAAAAUUGUCAGAAAUCUCAACAUGUUUGAUAUACAAACACAUAUGGACUUUGUUGGCCAGGCCAAAGCAGAACGCUGGUCCCGUAUAAUAAUAACACUCUUUGGAGUAAUUGGUCUUGUGUAUGGAGCCGUUGUGCAGCAGUUUUCCCAAACCGUCUACGUUUUGGGUGUUGGCUUCCUGAUAUCUUCCCUGAUUACGAUUCCCCCAUGGCCCAUCUACCGCAAAAACCCGCUCAAGUGGCAGAAGCCGGUGAAUACCGAGCAGAAACAACUGUCGGGCGAUUCGUGUGAUGAAGGCAAAAAGAAAAAGAAAUAGUUGUAGAUAUAUAUA